Parasteatoda tepidariorum (common house spider) is the source of this 760-nucleotide messenger RNA. RefSeq lists its product as uncharacterized. The record is from RefSeq and is a predicted model, not a curated record. Lineage: Eukaryota; Metazoa; Arthropoda; Arachnida; Araneae; Theridiidae.
UGUGGCACGACUGACCAAUCGUUUAUUUUGUCAAUCCUUUUAUCACCUGAACAAUACCGCGCAGUAUCCGAAAACGGGAGAGUUCUCCCAAAAAGUUUUCGCGCGGGGAGAAGUCCUGAAAAUAUUCUUUUUUAAAAAUCUCUUUUUCCAUCCUUGUUUUUGAGGAGAUCAAACGAUAGGGAGAGUAGCGGCCUGAGAAGGGUGUGCGGAGAAUGAAUGUUCCCGCUGCUUUGGUGGUACUCAUACUCCUCCUAAUAAGUUGCUCAGAAGGUGGCCGCGUAGAGGAAGAUACAGAAGUAGCCAUGGAAGAAAUGAGAAACCUUUUCCGAUCCCUUUUCCCAAUUCUACCCGAACAGACACAUUUCUUUUGGAAAACAAAUCACCGCCUAGCAACCAUACACAAAACCGCAUCUUAUAAAGAAGAACCAGAUGGAGGUAUGUUCCCUUGGAGGCUACAAAUUGAUUUCAGAAAAAGGGGUCCGGACUGCAUGAGGAAGUGCAUUACACAGGGUGUGCUGCAUCCAGUACAAUGUCAUUCCCUUUGCUGAACUCCCCUCUCUCCUCCUCUCAAGAGAUUGCGACAAUGAUUUCAGAAAAAAGUUUAAAUAAAUGAAGGACUGAAAUGACUGCCGCCGCCAUUUUAGAUUUUUAAGAGACUGUUAAAAUGUUAUGAUUGAUUCAAUCCCAACGAUAACAGAUUUUUAUGAUUCACAAUUAAUGUAAAAUGAAAAACUAAAUAAAAUUUACGAUGUUUACAUAA